Stegastes partitus (bicolor damselfish) is the source of this 1365-nucleotide messenger RNA. RefSeq names its product cAMP-specific 3',5'-cyclic phosphodiesterase 7B. The coding region runs from base 1 to 1365 and encodes 454 amino acids. Gene Ontology annotation, biological process: signal transduction. NCBI's taxonomy places the organism in Eukaryota, Metazoa, Chordata, Actinopteri, Pomacentridae. The transcript has 10 exons. Gene Ontology annotation, molecular function: 3',5'-cyclic-nucleotide phosphodiesterase activity. The record is from RefSeq and is a predicted model, not a curated record.
AUGCCGGUCCUAGAGGGUCUCUGGGGUCCGGACCUCCGGAUGCGGGACUCUGGUCUGGACGUGUGCCCAGAGGAGGCCCCUGGUUCUCCGGUCUGGGCCCCUCUCAGGACUCCUCCGGUCACCUGUGGAGGUCUGUCUCUGGCCCUGGAGCUCCCGGCUUUGAUCCGGCAGCUCCGGGCCGCCUGGAGGGCCCGCAGAGGAGGCCCCCGGGGGCCCGAGAGGAGCCAGCCGGACCCCUGGGUGGAGGCAGAGAAGGAGGAGGUGGAGCAGGAUGGAGGAGCACAUCUGGAAGCUGACGGCGGACUGAGUUCUGGUCGUGCCGCCGUGCUGCUGGCUGAGAGACGAGGCUCGUACCCGCCGAUCCACCUGCACGUCCUCAACACCGGCGUCCAGCGGGGGGCGCUGCAGUCGGGCAGCAGGAGGAAGGUCAAGCGUCUGCUGAGCCUCCAGAGGAACUGUCAGACCUCCAGGCUGCUGCCUCCCAGCCCCGGACCCCUGCACCUGCUGGACCAGGGCAUGCUGCAGGACGACUACCACUCCCAGAACCCGUACCACAACGCCGUCCACGCCGCUGACGUCACCCAGGCCAUGUGCUGCUACCUGAAGGAGCCCAAGCUGGCCGAGCAGCUGACUCCUCUGGACGUCUUCCUGGGUCUGAUGGCGGCCGCCGCCCACGACGUCGACCACCCCGGAGUCAACCAGCCGUUUCUCAUCAAGACCAGACAUCACCUGGCGUCGCUCUACCAGAACACAUCGGUGCUGGAGAGUCACCACUGGAGGUCCACUGUCGGGAUGCUGAGGGAGUCGGGACUGCUGUCGCACCUGCCUGCUGACGUGACGCAGGACGUGGAACAGCAGCUGGGUUCCCUCAUCCUGGCCACGGACAUCAGCAGGCAGAACGAGUUCCUGCUAACCUUCAGAGAGCAUCUGGACAACCAGGACCUGGACCUGCAGCUGGCUGAGCACAGACACUUUCUGCUGCAGAUCGCUCUGAAGUGUGCAGACGUCUGUAAUCCCUGCCGGACCUGGGAGCUGAGCCGACAGUGGAGCCAAAGAGUCUGUGAGGAGUUCUUCAGGCAGGGAGACCUGGAGAAGAAGUUUGAUUUGGAGAUCAGUCCGUUGUGUGACCAACAGGCCGACUCUGUUCCAGCAGUCCAGAUCGGUUUCAUCUCGUACAUCGUGGAGCCUCUGUUUGAGGAGUGGCAGCGCUUCACGGAGCCCAGUCCGCUCAGCACCACCAUGAUGGGUCACCUGCACCAGAACAAGGCCGGCUGGAGCCGCCUCAGAUGUCAGAACUCGGACUCCGACUCGGACUCCGACUCCGAGGAGAACGAAGGAGAAGGAGAAGAAGAGGACAUCCCAUAA